AUGGCUGCUCGUAGCGACAGCACAUGGGAAGGUAUAGAAGAUCCCGACGAUGAUGACGAUCUUGGUGGUGACGGUGGUCUUAAUGGCCAUGCCUACGCCGAACCCGGACUUUGGUUUGAUGCUACAAAGGUGUUGACAAUCCUCGACAGCGCGUGGGAAGAUGUGGAAGAUGAUGGUGGUCUUAAUGGCCACGCCUACGCCGUAUCAGCGGCAGCGGUUGCUUCCGUCGCCGCCCCGGCACCUAUGGCCCCCAUGGGCCCAGCUGUUGCCGCUGCUGGCCAUGUGGCGGUCGUUGGUCCUGCUCUGGUAGCACUAAUGGUGCUGCUGGUACCGGCUGGCAUAGCCAUGCCCCCGGCCGCUGCCGCUGCCGCUGCCGCUCCCGCACCCGCCGCCCUCGCAUAG
Daldinia vernicosa is the source of this 402-nucleotide messenger RNA. RefSeq lists its product as uncharacterized. Bases 1 to 402 code for a protein of 133 amino acids. The transcript has 3 exons. Lineage: Eukaryota; Fungi; Ascomycota; Sordariomycetes; Xylariales; Hypoxylaceae. The record is from RefSeq and is a predicted model, not a curated record.